AGUGGAUGUGUGGCGGGAAACUUGUCAGAGAGGACGGCCAUGGAGGAGGAGUAUGAGCUGUACGGGAUUGAGGAUGACUAUGAGGAGCAGUUCGCCUCCGAGCUGGAGGUUCUGGCCGAGCUGGAAGAUGUGGAACCGUCUCGCCCCAAGCCGAGAGUAUCGCAGUUCCGCAGUAAACUUACAUUUGAAGAGGCGAUCGCUGCUGGUGAUCAUGUGACCAGAUCUGAGAGCGGCAUAGAGAGCCGAGAGAGUAACGGUGACACCGGGAGGUCGAAGAAUUAUCUGCCGGGUGCUGCCAUCUUGGAUCUUUGACACUCUUCUUUCCCUUCUGUAGCUCCUAAACCGAAGCGGCCGAGAAUCGAUGCUGUUAAGAAAUUAAAUUUUGGAUCGGAUGAUCACUCUGUGAAUAGCUCGGCACUCAGCGAUGAUAUUACUCCUCCGCUGUCUCCGGAUUUCACAGACAAGAAGAAUGAAAGAAGGGAAAAGUUCCAGAGCUGCCCUGCUCUUGAGGUCAGUGACAUGGCCCCUCUCCAAGUCACGCCAAGCAAAUCCGAGCAGAAACGCGUACUCACACGGCCUCCCAUAUUGGAAGAAUAUAUUCAUGUGACGUCCAGUGAUGGUAGCAGAGUUUACAUGGCCCUGAGGGAUGACCAGGAUAGGACAGGAACUGUGCAGGGGGGCCUUAGCUGGAGAGGUGACCAGCAAUUACAUCUUCUUGGAGUUCCCAUCUCCUACCUGAAGGAACAGGUGGCAGAUGAGCGUCGACGGCAGGUGUUAGAAGAGUCUCAGCGGCUCACAGACAUGUUGAACAGUCAAAUGAACGAAUUUGAUGAGGCAGAAAGUGAAGCUUUAGAGUUCGGCGACGACGAAGAGGAGGAUGAGGUAUCUGCACAUAACCUAUGGGUGGACAAAUAUACCCCAAAGUGCUACACGGAACUGCUCAGUGAUGAUUAUACAAAUCGUUGCCUGUUGAAAUGGCUAAAACUCUGGGAUACGGUGGUGUUUGGGAAGGAGAAGGCCGCAAAGAAGGCCAAACCAAGCACAGAGCAGAAAUCAAACUUCAGAUCACAGAAGGAGCAGCAGAGCAAGUGGAAGACCAAAGCCCAGAUCACAGAGGAGAUUCUGGAAGCAGAGCUAGAUCAGCAAAACAGGCCUAAAUACAAGGUUGCAUUGCUUACAGGUCCUCCUGGUCUUGGGAAAACAACCCUGGCUCAUGUAAUAGCAAAGCAUGCAGGGUACAAUGUUGUGGAAAUGAAUGCCAGUGAUGACCGCAGUCCAGAAGUCUUCAGGACGCGUAUAGAAGCUGCUACUCAAAUGAAGUCUGUUCUGGGAGUGGAUGAGCGACCCAACUGCCUAGUUAUCGAUGAAAUUGAUGGUGCACCAACUGUAUCUAUUAACAUGCUGCUCAGCUUAGUAAACAGAAAAGAUGGGAAAGACCGAGACUCUGUUACCGAAGGUGCAGUAACAAAGAAGAAAAAGAAAGAAGGCGGUUUGCUGCUUAGGCCCAUCAUCUGUAUUUGCAAUGACCAGUACGUCCCGUCACUGCGCCAGUUGAGGCAGCAAGCCUUCGUGCUGAAUUUCCCUCAAACGUUGCCUUCCAGGCUGGUACAAAGGUUAUAUGAGAUCACCAUUAGGCAGAGCAUGAAAGCUGACACUGGGGCAUUGAUGGCUUUGUGCGAGAAGACCGAGAACGAUAUCCGCUCCUGCAUUAAUACAUUACAGUUUUUGCGCGGCCGAGGGAAGAAAGAGCUGAACGUGCGAACAGUCCAGACUAUGAAGGUUGGACUAAAAGACCAAAAUAAGAGCCUUUUCUAUGUGUGGCAGGAGAUCUUCCAACUCCCCAAAGUCCAGAGAAAACGUAUCGGCCAAGACAUGGCAGCACAGGACCUCUACCUUCUUCUUGGAAACACAAAUGACCCUCUGAACCUGAUGGGCAGGACACCACUGAGUGCCAUGGCGCACAGGUUCCACCAUAUUUUACACCUGACCACUGCAACGGGGGAGUAUGAGAAGCUGACUAUGGGCCUGUAUGACAACUUCUUGAACAUGAAGGUGAAAGAGUCCAGUUUCGGCACAGUGUGUUUGGCUCUGGACUGGUUGGGGUUUACAGACGUAGUCAAUACAACGAUAAUGCGUGGGCAGAACUUCCAGUUAAUGAGAUACCUGCCCUUCCUCCCUGUCGCCUUCCACCUCUUCUUCGCAGCCAACAACAUCCCUCGGAUUGCCUAUCCCAACAGCCACUACGAGGCGCAGUCCAAAAUGAACCAGAUGCUGAAUAUUCUUAACUCGAUGGUCUCUGAAAUCUCUCCACAUAUUCGUACACAUGUGGGCCCUCAGUCCUUGGUACUAGAUGCCCUCUGCCUCCUGCUGGAUGUCAUCUCACCAAAGAUGCGCCCUGUCAACACUCAGCUGUACAGCAUGAAAGAGAAGCAGCAACUGGCAGAAUUGAUCAAUACAAUGCUGGCCUAUAACCUGACCUACCACCAGGAGCGCACCAUGGACGGGCAAUACGUUUACAAGCUUGACCCCAAUGUGGAGGAUGUGUGCAGGUUCCCUGACCUCCCAGCCCGCAAGCCGCUAACAUACCAGGCCAAGCAGCUUAUUUCACGAGAGAUUGAACUGGAGAAGAUGAGGCGGUCGGAGGCCUUCCAGCAGGCACGCAACGCAGGAAGGGACGCUGCCAGCAAAAAGGAAGAAAAGAACGCUGAAAAGACUGUAGCCAAACCUGCCGCUAAACCGAGCUCACUGAACCACGAGCAGCGCCUGGAGAACAUCAUGAAGAAGACGACGUUUGAGCAGAAGCCCGAGAAGGAUUUCUUUGGGAGGCAGAUAGUGGUCGGAGUUAAAGCAGACAAAAAGCCAACCCUCCCGGAGGCCAGGCAGCAGAGAGGCCUUGGGUAUGAUUACCUCCUUCAGACUGCUAUAUUUGGGUUGCACGUGGGUUCAAACCAAGAGGAUCCUGUAGAGAAGAGGAUUGGAUCGGCCGUGGGGAACAGCCAUGUUUGGUUUCGAUUUAAUGAAGGCGUUUCCAAUGCAGUGCGGAGGAACGUGCACAUUAAAGACUUAAUGUGAU
Molecule: messenger RNA, 3073 nt
Organism: Nanorana parkeri
Lineage: Eukaryota; Metazoa; Chordata; Amphibia; Anura; Dicroglossidae
Gene: CHTF18
Product: chromosome transmission fidelity factor 18
Exons: 23
Molecular function (GO): ATP hydrolysis activity; ATP binding
Source: RefSeq, a predicted model, not a curated record